Messenger RNA from Drosophila serrata, 3112 nucleotides. It is a transcript of the gene Teh2, whose product is annotated as tipE homolog 2 phospholipid transfer protein. The record is from RefSeq and is a predicted model, not a curated record. NCBI's taxonomy places the organism in Eukaryota, Metazoa, Arthropoda, Insecta, Diptera, Drosophilidae. Gene Ontology annotation, biological process: regulation of sodium ion transport. Gene Ontology annotation, molecular function: sodium channel regulator activity. Gene Ontology annotation, cellular component: plasma membrane.
UUCGAUUUCCGAUUCUAUUUUAAAAUUCAAUACCAAACUGCAAAGAUAUGUAAACCUCGGCUUCCCGAAGUUAGUUUCCUUUCUUGUUUUAAAUAUAAAAUAUUUCAUAGGCUCCCAAAUAGCUAUGGAUUAAAAAUCUAGUACAAUCCCUAUACUUUUUUACUUAUUUUCCCCAGAAUAAAUCCUCAUGAUAUACCCAAAACUAAUAUAUAAUUCAAAAUAUUAUUUCAGGCAUUCCUCUGCUCCAAGAAGACAGUCCGACACACCAGGCGGGAGUCUUCGCUUUGCAAUAAUUGGAGUUUGGGCACAAGCUGAAGUCAGAAACACAAUCUUGAAAUUCUUUGUAAUCCUUCCAUCGAACUUGUAACACAUACACAGACACACAGAGACACGGAGACACGGACCACACCUCAGAGGCUUUGCAAGGACACUCCUGAGCUAACCAAUAUAACUGAAACUGAAACCGAAACCGAAACCCGUACACAUGCGAGGCGCUUGAAAUUCUCAAGAUACGACGAUCGAGAGAUCUGAAGACAAUAUUAGUAUAAUUUUCGACCUUAUUUUGUGGAAAAGAACUGUAGGCUAGCUAGAGGAGACGGGGUGAGAUUUUCAGGGGCGUCGGGAAUGUUUAUAUAUAUUUAAAAAACAAAAAGAAUUGUUGCUAUUAUGGAACUUAGUUUUAUCUAGGGAAUAAACGCACAACAAACCCACACCCACAUGCACGGCACAUGACACUCACACACACUGAGAUACAGCCACAUACACAUACGACACCACAGAAGCUGAAAAGGAUAUAUAGAAGAAGGAUAUAUCUAUAUAUAGUCAAGGGAGCGAGGGCAGAGAAAUUCAAAAAUGGCUUAGAGAGGGAUGCGUGAUCAAAAAAACCUACAAGAAAGCAGAAGUACUACUUGAAGAAGUCAAAAGAAGCAAAAAGUUAACCUUCGAACAAAAGGAAUAAGCAUUAAUUUAGAUAACUCUAAUCAAUAUACAAGAGACCCGCAGCGGGUUUGAAAACAUAAACUAUUAAAAAAAAGAAACCACAAAUAGUUUAAAAAGAAACAAAUAAGAAAACGUAAGAAUAAACAUUUUCCAUUUUCGGCUCUACAAAUAAGGCAAAACUGGACAGAAGAAGCUACAAGUUAGAAGUGUAAGUUUAGGUAAUCCCCAGAAGAAGGCAAGAGACCGGAAGUGACAGAGAGGACAGAGGAAGUGGAAGAAGGCAGCGAGUGUUAGCGGUGUUCAUUUUAAAAGGCUUUUACCGAUCCAACUACAAUCUAAGCACCACCACACACAAAACACAAAACACACAAGAACAAAACUGAAAAAAACUUCGCCAUGAAGAAGAGCUCCACGCUAACCACAACCACGUCGGUGCCGGCGAGUCCAACGCUCUCGGCUCAGACGCUCUCCGCUAGCAAGAUCAGUCUGAAUAGCAGCCGCUGUGGCUCGGCGACGGGCUCGCAAUGCGGUGGCUCCGCCUCCGGUGGAUCGAUGCGAUCCGCCUGCCAGUCGCCGGUGCGGCCAGGAAGCGGUUGCGUGGACGCCAUCAAGGCCAAGCGCGAGGAGAUCGAGAUGGAAACGCUGCUCGAGAAGGCAAAGUUCUAUACCUCCGUGUGCCUUGGUACGACUGCCAUUUUGUCGGUGUUCACAUUCCUCUUCCUGAUACCCUUCGUCGUGGAUCCCGCCAUCUCAACGAUCAUUGCCGAUUAUGAUCCAGUGCCGGUGACCUGCAUCGUCAUUGAUCACAUCUAUGCGGAGGGGAUCAAGAACUGCAGCUGGAGCUCCUGCCGCGAGGGCUGCACCUCAUCACUCACCAAGUGCCAUCAGUUGUUUGUCAACUACACGCGCAUCCCGUUCAGCGAUUGGGAGCGUAAUCCUCGGGACCUGGACACGGUCAACUGGGAUGUGAGCUACACCAAGUUUCUGAUCAAUUCGGAAGGCUGUGGCUAUCCCCCAACGACCAACUGCAGUGUCUUUGCCAGGCAAUAUGGAUUCUCUCACAUCGGAGAACCAUUCCCGUGCUACUACAGCAGGGCGUAUCCAGAGGUGGUCAUUGGAAGGUAUUCGUGGGAGAACAACCUAUACCAUUUGAUCCUCUCGCUGAUCAUACCGAACGUGCUCUUCGCCAUCUCGAUCGGGGUGCUAAGCUAUUGGUACUGUCCCUGCUGCGAGAAGGCAUGCAACAAAUCCUCGCGGGUCUAUGCCGAGAAGUUCCCGACCAAGGAAGACAAACUUCUGUGUCACAGUGACGAAGAUGAUGAAAUGGAAUACUAGCAAAAAAUUAAUAUUAGUUAAAACCCCAAAAACAAAUAGCAAAUUCAACUUUGUAGUCUGUACCAAACACACACAAAAACACAACAUAGCUUAUCUAGAUAUAUAUACGAUAUAUAUAAUAUAGAAAUUCCAUUCGCCAUUUGCCAUCUCACAUCGAUAUCGGACGAUAGGAUUAAUUCCAAGCGGAGCAUCGUCGAAGGAUAACACUAAACUUUUUCUCUCAGCCAGAUUUAUUCGAAAUUUUGCGCUCAAUGAACAACAACCAAAUUUGUGAACAUAUAUAAAGAAAAACUUUGCCAUCAUAUAUUGUUAGAAACUUUGGUUUGGAAUACUAUACACAAACUUUGGCUUGACCCUUUUGGCUUUUGAAGGCGCGGCAAAAACGAUGCUCCGCUACAUCUCGACUUUCCACAAAGAAAAAUACCAAAUACCAAUUAAAAGAAUCGCUUGUUUUCAACAAAUUGUGAUAGUAGUCAUAAAAAUAUUAAUUAAAUUCGUAAAACAAAAAACUAACUAAAAGACAAACGGAAAGCGAUUACCAAAACAAAAGAAUAAAAAUUAAAGACAAACCAAUCAAACAAUUGUAUAGAACCGAAUUCUCAUACGAAUACCUAGUCCUGGAAUAUUCAUAGAAGCUGGGCGGGAUUAUGGAUAUGGAAUACAAAAAAAGAAAGAUAGAUUUACCAUAAAUACUCAAAACAGAAAUCCAUAAUGGGUAUAAGCAGCGGAACCAAAAAAUAAAUCACACUCAACUCAAACUCCACACACAUACUCACUGUCGACAUUUUUGAAAUAGUUUUAAAACAAAAUCUUAUAUGUAAAAAAAAGAAAACCAAAA